UUGAUUGAAUGAAAAAACUAAUGAUGUCCCUUUCUUCAUGAACUACCAGCACCAAAUGAUAAUAAACAAUAAUAAUCAGUUGCUGAGAUGAGAUAUUUAGGGUAGCACCACUAAAAAGGGUCUAAAUUGCCACUGGUAAUAACAUAAUAACAAUGUAACUGUAGCAACUGUUGACUACAAGUUUUCAGUCAAAGUAAGGAAAUGUAGGCUGUUACAUAUACUUAAAUAAAUAAAAAUACCAAUACUACUAACUGUUUGGGUGUCAUGCAGGAUUUGGUCACAAAUGUCAUCUUGUACGUAGCAUACUCCUCCAGUCGAAACCAUGCGGGCGCGAGCUGUCACCUCAGCCACACACACACAAGCUGAGAGGUGCUGGGCGGACUUCAAGAGAAACGGACAGCGAUGUGAAAACGGAAGGUUUUAAUGUGAUAUUUUUAAGCCCGUCCAAUGUUAGUCGUGGUGACGAUAAGCGAAAGCUAUGGCGCGAUAAUAGCAUGAGAAUCUGAAUCUGUGCGGUGCUCCAGGUGUGAAAGCAUGCCCACCAGAGCUGAAAUGUGUCACCUGACCUGGGUACGGUUCUUACCCGUUCUCCUCAUGUUGGGGGUUCAUUUUGGAGUCUGUUUAGGCAAGAAGCCGUGCGUGGCCUUCUCCAGCGCCCCCACCACGCUGCCUCUGGGGUCCAGCUUCCAGGUGUUCUGCACUUUUACUCCACACUGCAGCCACAUGAUAAUGCAGGGCCAGGCCCCAACACGGCACAACGCCACCACCCUGGUCCUGGACGUGACGGGGAUCCAGAGCAACAGCACCUACAGCUGCCGCUGUGAGCACAAGCCGGAGCCCUGCGGCCUGGACGUGAUCACCGGCUACCCACCAGCCGUUCCUGAGGCUCUGAGCUGCUUCCAGGACGGGCCCGGAGGACAGGUGCGGUGUUCCUGGAGGAGUGGAAGAGAAACGCACUUCCACACAAGCUGGACGCUGUGGGUGAGACGUGGAUCUGGUGUCCCCGUAGAGUCCUACCGAGGCAAUGAGUCUGGCUCUGCCUGGGGCCCUGAGCCUGGCCCGGACAGCUCCGUGUUCUCAGUGUGGGUCAACGCCUCCAACAAGCUGGGGUCCAACCUGUCCACAACCCUCAACUUCACCCUGAGGGACAUCGUGAGGCCCCUCCCCCCUGUCCUUGGCGCUGCAGACUGCUCCUCCAGAAGCUGUGUGUUGAUGCUGGACGGCUCGUGGGCAGAGAUGCAGGCUCAGUACCGAACACCAGGCCGGCACUGGCCCCCCUCCCCCCUCUCUGGAAGGGUUCCCCAGGGAGAGGGUUGUACUACCCCUCCACAGCCCCGCCCCUCUCUACAGCCCCGCCCCUCUCUGCAGCCCCGCCCCUCUCUGCAGCCCCGCCCCUCUCUGCAGCCCCACCCCUCUCUGCAGCCCCGCCCCUCUCUGCAGCCCCACCCUUCUCUGCAGGCCUACAUGUUGUGUGACCUGCAGCCCUACCAACGUUAUGACUUCCGGGUCAGAGCCAGGUUUAGGACUGGCUGCUGGAGUAACUGGAGCGAUCCGAUCUCCAACAUCACAGAUGAGGACGUUCCUGUCAAAGCUGUGGAUGCGUGGUACACACUGAACGACCAGUUCCUCCAUAUACACUGGAUGAGGCUGAGUGACCAGGAAGCCAGGGGGAGGGUCCUGUUCUAUGAGGUCGUAGUUCACGACCAGAAGUUUUCUACCAACGCCUCCACCAAUCAUCUGUCAGUCCAGCGGAACUGCUUCCUGUCUGCCUGUGAGGUCACGGUCGCGGCUGGGAACUCCAGGGGGCGUUCCCCACCUGCUUCCCUCUCCGUCAGAGCUGCUGCAGCCCCGCCCCCUCAGGAUGUGACGUGGCGGGUGGUGAAUAACUCCAGCAUCGCCCUCUCCUGGCGGAGUCCUGGCGGUGCAGGGGAGGUGCAGGGUUACCUGGUGGAGUGGUACCCUGCAGGCAGGAGGACCACAGAUCUCAGCUGGGUCAGACUGGACCCUGAACACAACCACACCACACUCACAGACCUCCGUCCGUACGAGUGCUACUCGGGAGCGGUGCUCGUGGAGUACGUGGGGUCGCCGGGCAAGACGGGGUCGCUGGGCAGAGCGGGAUUUGAAGCUGUCCACACCUGGGAGAAAGUGCCGACAGCUGGCCCCAGAUUCAGAGAGCGUAUGGAGGGCGGCAAGGUGACCCUGAGCUUCUUGGGGAUGCCUGAUGGGCACAGUCAGGGGUGUAUCCUCCACUACAACGCCUGCAUGUCUCCAUCCAGAGAGAAACACAAGAUUGUCUGCAGUGUUAUCCCUGCGUGGAAGCAGCAGCACAGCCUGGGCCUGCCCCCUGGACACACACUCUGGCUGACCGCCAGCACGGCCGCGGGGGAGGGGCCUCGGAGCAAGCCAAUCAUCAACAACAGGCAGCACGAGGACCAGAACCCAUCUCCAGGGACCAUCGUGCUGCUGGUCUGUCUCCUCACUGCGGUCGUCAUGGUGAUGAUGUGUCUGUGGCACUGCUCAGCUGUACAGCAGAGGGUCUAUCUACUCUUCAACUGCCUCAUGUUAGAUAUCGUCCCGGAUCCUGCUAACAGCAAAUGGGCAAAGGAGUGUGCCACAAAGAAGGGGGAGCUGUUUGUGCAGGUGCCCCUGAGAGACUCCAACCUGAGCCAGGAGCCAGCCAGCGUCGAGGUUCAGGAGCUGCCGGAGGACUGGGGAGGAGGGAGCGCUGACCCCGGCACCAUCACCUCCGCCCCUCCAGAGGGCACCACCCCCAAGCCCACACCCUGGCCGGCCUACCACCAGACCUCCUACCUCAAGAGCGUCUCCCAGCAGUCGGACGACUCAGACCAGACGCAGGCGUCUCAAGACACGGCCGUGGUGUACGUCUCCGGCCUCGGGAAUGAAGAGGAGGAAGAGGAGGAGGAAGAGGAGCAGUUCUUCCCCUCCGCGCUCAGCUCCUUCAUGGGGAUCCCGCUGGGCGGGAAACUGACCCUAGACGCAGUAAGGAUCGACUGCAGCGAGUUCCUGGAGUGACGAGCUCUCUCACACAGCAUUCAUGUAGCAGGUACUUUUACCCAGACGUACGCAGAGGGGAUUCGAACCUGCAACCCUUAUCGUACUGUAGACUAAAUGCUUUAACUGCUGAGCUACACCCGAAUCCUCUGCUGACAUUACCUCAAGACACACAUACCUCCCGGCGCGGACAAGAGGCACCCAUGAAGACCACGGCAAAGAAGGACUACCAUGCACAAAUGAAUCGACCGUCUUUAUUUACCGAGAGAGGUCUAGAAUAGCAGGACUGGAAUUCACACACCUGUAGAACCUGUGACUGCUCCACACAUUGGAUCAG
Molecule: messenger RNA, 3352 nt
Organism: Hypomesus transpacificus
Lineage: Eukaryota; Metazoa; Chordata; Actinopteri; Osmeriformes; Osmeridae
Gene: il12rb2
Product: interleukin 12 receptor, beta 2a
Exons: 16
Coding region: 535-3036 (833 amino acids)
Cellular component (GO): membrane
Molecular function (GO): cytokine receptor activity; protein binding
Source: RefSeq, a predicted model, not a curated record